Molecule: messenger RNA, 1806 nt
Organism: Caretta caretta (loggerhead turtle)
Lineage: Eukaryota; Metazoa; Chordata; Testudines; Cheloniidae
Source: RefSeq, a predicted model, not a curated record
CUGUCCAGGAAGAGACACAUAGAGAGAAUGAUACAGAGAUGGGAGGGGGCAGAGAGAGAUUUUUAUUGGAAGCUGUUAAAGUGGUUGCUAUGAGACCUUCUCCAGAUACCGCAGGAACAGCCGUGAGUGUGAGGCUGAUAAAUCAUACCUCUUGUAUCAUACCUUUCUUUUUUUUUAUUUAUGCUGCUUUUAUAGUUGUUUAAGAUCAGAGCAAGCACUUGUCAGUUGCUUUUUCCUCCUUCUCACUCUCCUCUGGUCCCUUGUGCAAGAUGGAGCUAGAAAAUGAAAUGAUCAGCUCCUCCAGCAAUUCUUCAGCAGGCUCCCGGGAGUACAAGGUGGUGAUGCUGGGAGCAGGGGGAGUUGGCAAAAGCGCAAUGACAAUGCAGUUCAUAAGCCAUCGGUUCCCUGAUUACCAUGAUCCAACCAUAGAGGAUGCUUAUAAAACUCAAGUGCGAAUAGAUGACGAACCAGCUUACUUGGACAUUCUAGACACUGCUGGACAGGCAGAAUUCACAGCCAUGAGGGACCAAUAUAUGCGAGGUGGAGAGGGUUUCAUUAUCUGCUAUUCCAUCACAGACCGCCAAUCCUUUCAGGAAGCUGCAGAGUUUAAGGAGCUCAUUUAUCGUGUCCGGCACACUUAUGACAUCCCAUUGGUGCUGGUGGGAAACAAAAUAGAUCUUGAGGAGUUCAGGCAGCCUCUAGGGAGUGUGGACCAAUCUGCCUUCGAACUUCUCCCUCCAUGAGUCCUCUACAGCAGUCAGCAAGCCGUCUCACACUUCAGACAGGAUGUCCUCAGCUGACCUACAUUCUAGGCUAUUGUCUGUCGAAUUCCCUGCCAAUAGAGAUUAGAAUGAGGACACACUUCCAAUCUUUUCUCCAGCAAAAGCUUUCCUCUGGGCUCAAUCUACAAGGUAGGGCUGUGAUUUCCUCUGCUCACGUACACGUACUUGUGGUAGAUCGAUGAAUGCUGCGGCUGCCUGUGCUACUGUGCCUACGUUACUUAUACCCAUUCUAGGCCUCACCGGACUACUGCAAGUCUGGGUGUGGGAGCUGUGGAAUCACACCCCAGGCUUACGGCGUUGAUGUAGCCUUAGUAAUGAGGGUAUUAGAUGAGAGGCCUAUCAAUGUCCUUUCAGGAAGACAGAUGAGCACUGGAUAAUGUGGUGGUUUUUUGAGUAAAAUCUACAUUAUUGGUAUACAACAGAAAUAAAAGGUGUGGGGUUUUUUGUGUUUGUUUUUUUACAAGAUGGAAAUGUGCUUCUUUAGGUCCCAGUUCCAUAAGGCACCUAAGCCAAUCUCCAGCUUUAACCAUGUCAGUAGUCCAUUGGACUUCAGUGUGUUUACUCAUGUGCAUACGUUUUUGCAGGCUCAGGGCCUGAAUGAGCUUUCUGUUGAACACAGCUGGAUAAAAUGAGUAGCUGUGACUGUUCACAUGCUUAAAGUUAGGCACAUGCUUAAGUACCUUGCAGAAUUGGGGUCUUAAUUCUGUUCAUGGGGCUAUAUUAAAAAUGCUUAGACAGGAAUCAUUGCACCCACCAAUGAAGUGCAGCCACCUCUGGGAAGAAAUACAAUGGUUUAAUAGUACAAAGCAAUGUGACAAAACAGACUAUAACAAACUGUGAGAAAGAAAACUACCCAAUUAAAGCUACUGAGGGAAUGUUACAUAGGCAGAACGCAAUUGCCCAAAUUGGAAAUCGGCCCGGGUACCAAGACUAACACUAAGACUUUUUUCUGAGUAGCAGCCGUGUUAGUCUGUAUCCGCAAAAACAAAAGGAGGACUUGUGGCACCUUAGAGACUAACCAAUU